AGCGUCCCGGGUGUCGGCGCGGUCCGGAGCCGCGCGCCGUGCUUUGGGGCAUGCCCCGCUACGAGCUGGCUUUGAUCCUGAAAGCCAUGCAGCGGGGUUGGUACAGUAGGCUUCACUAGACUUAGCUGCAACUCAGAAUUUCUCCUCCAGCACCUGAGUAAAUGCUGAUGGUCUUGUGGAGAGUGGAUUAAGAGUACGAGCUAAGUUCUCAAUUCCAAUUAAGAAGCGGAGGAAAAUUUAAACUGUCUCCUUCAAAGUUUAUCACAGCCACCACCAUCAAGACAGCAAACCAAAGGACAAAGACUUGACCUGCUCUGUUGCUCUGUGUAGUCCAGUUCACGUAUGGUUUACAGACUUGGCUGGGUUACUAAUGAGUAAAUAAAAAGUUGGACGCUUCUGUCAUUGGACACCUUUAUUCACAAAGUUACCAAAAUGAGGGCUGUACUGGAGACAGCAGACAUUGCCAUAGUGGCCCUGUACUUUAUCCUGGUCAUGUGCAUUGGCUUUUUUGCCAUGUGGAAAUCUAAUAGAAGCACCGUGAGUGGAUACUUCCUGGCUGGGCGCUCUAUGACCUGGGUAGCAAUUGGUGCCUCUCUGUUUGUGAGCAACAUUGGGAGUGAGCACUUCAUUGGGCUGGCAGGAUCUGGAGCUGCAAGUGGAUUUGCAGUAGGCGCAUGGGAAUUCAAUGCCUUACUCCUUUUGCAACUGCUGGGAUGGGUUUUUAUCCCCAUUUACAUCCGGUCGGGGGUAUACACCAUGCCUGAAUACUUGUCCAAGCGGUUCGGUGGCCAUAGGAUUCAGGUCUAUUUUGCAGCCUUGUCUCUGAUUCUCUAUAUCUUCACCAAGCUCUCAGUGGACCUGUAUUCAGGUGCGCUCUUUAUCCAGGAGUCUUUGGGUUGGAACCUUUAUGUGUCUGUCAUCCUGCUCAUUGGCAUGACUGCUUUGCUGACUGUCACCGGAGGCCUUGUGGCAGUGAUCUACACAGACACUCUGCAGGCUCUGCUCAUGAUCGUUGGGGCGCUCACGCUUAUGAUUAUUAGCAUGAUGGAGAUUGGCGGGUUUGAGGAAGUUAAGAGAAGGUACAUGUUGGCUUCGCCCAAUGUCACUUCCAUCUUGUUGACAUACAACCUUUCCAACACCAAUUCUUGCAAUGUCCACCCUAAGGAAGACGCACUGAAAAUGCUGCGGAACCCAACAGACGAAGACGUUCCCUGGCCGGGGUUCAUUCUCGGGCAGACCCCAGCCUCAGUGUGGUACUGGUGUGCCGACCAGGUCAUCGUGCAGCGGGUGCUUGCAGCCAAGAACAUCGCGCACGCCAAAGGCUCUACUCUGAUGGCCGGCUUCUUGAAGCUCCUGCCGAUGUUUAUCAUUGUGGUCCCGGGGAUGAUCUCCCGGAUACUGUUUGCUGACGAUAUCGCUUGCAUCAACCCAGAGCACUGCAUGCAUGUGUGCGGCAGCAGAGCCGGCUGCUCUAACAUCGCUUACCCGCGGCUGGUCAUGAAGCUGGUCCCUGUGGGCCUCCGGGGCCUGAUGAUGGCGGUGAUGAUCGCGGCACUGAUGAGCGACCUGGACUCGAUCUUCAACAGCGCCAGCACCAUAUUCACCCUCGAUGUGUACAAGCUUGUCCGCAAGAGCGCAAGCUCCCGGGAGCUCAUGAUUGUAGGGCGGAUAUUUGUGGCUUUCAUGGUGGUGAUCAGCAUUGCGUGGGUGCCAAUCAUCGUGGAGAUGCAAGGCGGCCAGAUGUACCUUUACAUCCAGGAGGUGGCAGAUUACCUGACUCCCCCCAUUGCGGCCCUGUUCCUUCUGGCAAUUUUCUGGAAGCGCUGCAAUGAACAAGGGGCAUUCUAUGGUGGAAUGGCUGGCUUUGUCCUCGGAGUAGUCCGUUUGACACUAGCCUUUGCGUACCGGGCCCCAGAAUGUGACCAGCCUGAUGACAGGCCAGGCUUUAUCAAAGACAUUCAUUACAUGUAUGUGGCCACAGCAUUGUUUUGGGUCACAGGACUUGUCACGGUAAUUGUUAGCCUCCUCACACCACCUCCCACGAAGGAACAGAUUCGUACCACCACCUUCUGGUCUAGGAAGAGCCUGGUGGUGAAGGAGAGCUGCUCCCCAAAAGAUGAGCCGUACAAGAUGCAGGAGAAGAGCAUGCUGCGAUGCGGUGAGAACAGUGAGGCCGUCAACCAUGUCAUACCCAACGGGAAAUCCGAAGACAGCAUCAAGGGCCUUCAGCCUGAAGAUGUUAACCUCUUGGUGACCUGCAGAGAGGAGGGCAACCCAGUGGCCUCCUUAGGUCAUUCGGAGGCAGAAACACCAGUAGAUGCGUAUUCCAAUGGGCAAGCAGCCCUCAUGGGUGAGAAAGAGAGAAAGAAAGAGGCAGAGGAGGGAGGCCGGUAUUGGAAGUAUAUAGAUUGGUUCUGUGGCUUUAAAAGCAAGAGCCUCAGCAAGAGGAGUCUCAGAGACCUGAUGGAGGAGGAGGCCGUUUGUUUACAGAUGCUGGAAGAGCCUCCGCGAGUGAAGCUAAUACUGAAUAUUGGACUUUUUGCUGUGUGUUCACUUGGAAUUUUCAUGUUUGUUUAUUUCUCCUUAUGAACUUUUAAGGAUAUGAUGAAACACUAACUUAAGAAAAUACUGGUCUUUGGAAAAAAGAAAACAAACAAACUUACGUAACUGUUGCAUCUCUCAGGCAUUGUUUACGCUGUAGGUUGUAGCCAAAUUUUACGUAGCAGAACAUCUUCUAUUUGCAAGACUUUAUUUUCCCAGAGAUGGAUAAAAGUAACUUUUCAACCUAAAUGAAGCAAAACUUGUUUAACAGACUGAAUUGUGCAAAUGUGGUUUAAAAUUUUUCAUACCAAAGUGAGACCAAUUAUUCUCAUAGAACACAUAGAGCAGAGUAUAUGCUAAGGUAUCUCCAACAGCACACCAUCUGCACUGCCAAAUGGUGGUAGGCCUUCUCAACCGAAGUAGAGGACGUGCUUGUUUCAGAGUUUUUUCUGUCUCUGUAAUCCCUCCUACCAUUUAAAAAGAACUGAAUUUGUAGACAUUGUAUAAUUGAUUAUGUACUGAAAACCUAACUCACGUGCUGGUGAGGUGCUUGUUUCAGGAUGCGUUAGUUAGUGCCAGGUCCCUUUUGUUAGCAUGAGCCUGUGGAUUCCGAUUGCCAAAAGAAAGGGAGAAUGUCUUUCUGUAGCUGUUCUUGUACCACCAGUAUAUGCAAUGUUGGGGAAAAGUUUGUUCCAGUUCCUUUUUUCCUACUUUUGAAGUUUUAGUGAACCAUACUCAAGUGACCACCAAGUCUGUCUCUAUAAAGUUACAUGUCAUGAUUGUAUUGUUCAAUGACUGUGGGGCGGGGGGGAGAUGAAAUAAACAUUGCUGAUGAUCUUUACAUUUAUUGACCAAAUUAAGGUUUUUUAUAUAGUUUGGGAAUUAGCAGCCUCUAAGUGGUGUUAAUCAACGUAGGCUACACAGGUGAUUGCUCAGACUCCACUGAUUCUCUGGAUGUGUUCUUGCCACUUUGCAACAUUCUCUCUUGGCCAGAUGCCUUCCCACGCAGCUCCAGGUGCAGGAGACGUCCAGAUGUUUGAAGACAAAUCAACACUGCCGUGGCUCUGGGCGGCCCUGCUUGAUUAGGUCGUGAUCUAUUGAGGUUGAGUUUUUAGAGAAAAUUCAAUUCUGAGAUCAUAUUGGACCCUUGAUAAAGUUAUUUUUCUGACAUACCUUUUCAAAAGACUUGCCAUCUGUACCUGGCCUGUAAGUUUUUGCUG
This is a messenger RNA of Pteronotus mesoamericanus, 3761 nucleotides long. It is a transcript of the gene SLC5A3, whose product is annotated as solute carrier family 5 member 3. The transcript has 2 exons. Bases 433 to 2589 code for a protein of 718 amino acids. Lineage: Eukaryota; Metazoa; Chordata; Mammalia; Chiroptera; Mormoopidae. The record is from RefSeq and is a predicted model, not a curated record. Gene Ontology annotation, cellular component: plasma membrane. Gene Ontology annotation, biological process: transmembrane transport; myo-inositol transport; inositol metabolic process. Gene Ontology annotation, molecular function: D-glucose:sodium symporter activity.